CAAGAAUAGGCGCAAGGGAGAGACAAGCUGCUAACUCUGAAUCUCAGCGAGGCCAAUGGCGGAGACUGAAGUGAGCACUGGCCUCCACAAAGUGGGGGAGACUAUGUGUGGGGACGGUACCUCCCCGGGUUCAGCAGUCCAGUUCUUUGAUUGUGCAGCAGCAAGGGAAAAGAUUUUCUACUGCAGCUGUCAACAAGACAACAUGAGUGGGAACGGCAAACAAGAAAAGCUUGAAAGAGCACCUGAGGAACAGGAGGAAACUAGUGGAACUUCUGAAUCAGACGGAGAAGAAGGAACGGGUGAAAAGGGAAAGAAGAAAGGUCAUUCCCAUGGACAAGGCCAAGGAGGAGGAAAAGGAAAAGGAAAAGGAGAAGAAAAGAGCAAAGGGCAUGGUGGUGGUCGCCCCCAAAAAUAAGAAAUCAUUGAUUCAAAAUUCUGAGAUUUAUUGAUUGUAAAGAAUAUAAACAUCUCUAAUAAAACUAACCCCCA
This is a messenger RNA of Paralichthys olivaceus (Japanese flounder), 489 nucleotides long. Its product is annotated as neurofilament light polypeptide-like. Lineage: Eukaryota; Metazoa; Chordata; Actinopteri; Pleuronectiformes; Paralichthyidae. The record is from RefSeq and is a predicted model, not a curated record.